This is a messenger RNA of Penicillium malachiteum, 306 nucleotides long. RefSeq lists its product as uncharacterized. The transcript has 2 exons. The record is from RefSeq and is a predicted model, not a curated record. Bases 1 to 306 code for a protein of 101 amino acids. Lineage: Eukaryota; Fungi; Ascomycota; Eurotiomycetes; Eurotiales; Aspergillaceae.
AUGGUCAGCAAUACUGUUCUCAUUAUCAUUGUGCUUGUGUGUUCUCUCUCGUCCGUCUCCCUUGCGGCGGGAAUCUUCGGUGUCGUCAAUCCCGAUGUCCACAUGUUAUUUUCACCAAGUAUACAGCAAAAACGAUAUAUGCGAGAAAGCAAGGGAUCUUGCAAGGGAUCUUUCAAGGUGCAUACUCCGUAUAAUGAAAACCUGGCAAAAUUCCACGAUCUCACUCUGACAUUGAUUGAAUACUAUGUCAGACAAACAGAGGACAUUGAAGACCAGCCAGAUGGCGAUAGCAUGUCUGAGCUUUGA